GGCAGGGCAGGGCAGGGCAGACCAGACCUUUUCUCCUUCUUUACCCAUCCAUCAUCCAUCGUUUCAACUUCUCUCUCUAUUUCUACGCUCUUCUCUCUCUCUUCUGUUAUCCCAUCCCCCGCUGUGAUCUUGACCUUGAUCUUUGAUCUUUGAUCAAUCGUCACCCAUCAGCUGCAGCUCUUCCGCUGUUGGUUAGAGGGAGGAGAAAGGAGAUUGCUUUGCUUUACAAUGAGGAGGAGAUGACGAGGGUUUCAGGAAGAACGAGGAGAGGAAGGAACCGGCACCAUUGGGAACUGUGUGGAUUGUGAGAGAGGUGAAGGAGAAGAAGGCGGAGUAGGAGGAAAGGGAAGGAUGGAGGAUUUGGAAGGGUUGAUAGAGAGGCUGUUAGAGGGGAGGAGGAACAGGGGGAAGCGAAUCCAGCUCUCCGAGGCCGAAAUCCGACAGCUUUGUGCUGCUGCCAAGCAAGUCUUCCUCUCCCAGCCCAACCUUCUCGAGUUGGAGGCCCCCGUCAACAUUUGCGGUGACAUACACGGGCAAUACUCAGACCUGCUCAGACUGUUCGAGUAUGGUGGUUUCCCACCUGACGCGAAUUACCUCUUCCUUGGGGACUAUGUGGACCGAGGGAAACAGAGCAUAGAGACCAUUUGCCUCCUCUUAGCAUACAAGAUCAAGUUCCCGAACAACUUCUACCUCCUCCGAGGAAACCAUGAGUGUGCCUCCAUUAACAGAAUUUAUGGUUUCUAUGACGAGUGCAAGAGACGGUUUAGUGUCCGUCUAUGGAAGGCUUUCACCGAUUGCUUCAACUGUUUGCCUGCUGCAGCAGUAAUUGACUGCAAGAUCUUGUGUAUGCAUGGUGGGCUAUCGCCAGAACUGGAGAGCUUGGAUCAGAUCAAGGCUAUAGAGAGGCCCAAUGAUGUGCCCGAUCAGGGGUUAUUGUGUGAUCUACUCUGGGCCGAUCCUGAUCGGGACAUCAAAGGAUGGGGUGAGAAUGAUAGGGGAGUAUCCUUCACCUUUGGGGCAGAUAAGGUGGCUGAGUUCUUGAAGAAGCACAACCUUGAUUUAAUUUGUCGGGCACAUCAGGUGGUCGAAGAUGGGUAUGAAUUUUUCGCGGACAGGCAGCUGGUUACUAUAUUUUCAGCUCCGAACUAUUGUGGGGAGUUUAAUAAUGCAGGCGCAUUGAUGAAUGUGGAUGCAAGUUUGCUCUGCUCAUUUCAGAUCCUCAAGCCCUGUGGAUGAAUCUUUCUGCAAUUCUGAAGACACAAUCUUCUGUACAGAGGAAGAAUCUCCACUUCCUCCAAUUGCGAGAUCGAUGAUCUGCUCGUUUGUGUUUCCAUUGUUUACUUUAGUCAGAUUAAAACUCCAUGGUCCCAACCUCGUAAAGCAAAGCAAAAUGUAACUGACCAUAAGGAGUCAUUGAAAGCUUUGCAAUUGUACAGAAGAGCUCGUAGAGGAUUCGAAAUUUUUAUCUUCUGAAAGGAAAUGUUCUGGAGUUCGCUUACGGGAAUGGAUUUGGAAAGCAAUGUGAAGAAGUAACUUAGGUUGCUUUGGUGACAUGUAAAGCAAUUAUCCUAUGCGGUAUGUUCUGUGUUUCGUUAGCUAUUAGAACAUUCCUAUGUAGCAGAUACAAAUUCCCAUUUCCUCGAUUAAACCUGAGAGCUGGGGUUAUGAAAAGAACCGAAAAUGUCGAGUAUGAAGUUAUGCCGAAUGUAGAAAUUGAUUUACUGUC
Molecule: messenger RNA, 1726 nt
Organism: Punica granatum (pomegranate)
Lineage: Eukaryota; Viridiplantae; Streptophyta; Magnoliopsida; Myrtales; Lythraceae
Source: RefSeq, a predicted model, not a curated record